This is a messenger RNA of Colletotrichum karsti, 840 nucleotides long. RefSeq lists its product as uncharacterized. Gene Ontology annotation, molecular function: hydro-lyase activity. Lineage: Eukaryota; Fungi; Ascomycota; Sordariomycetes; Glomerellales; Glomerellaceae. Bases 1 to 840 code for a protein of 279 amino acids. The record is from RefSeq and is a predicted model, not a curated record. The transcript has a single exon.
AUGUACGGCGGCUUCAUCACACCACCCGACGAUGAUGGCGCUCAUUUUGGUGUUUUAUUUUGGCACAAGGAUGGCUUCUCUACUGCUUGCGGUCACGGAACGAUUGCUCUAGGCUUCUGGGCCGUUACAAAGGGCAUCGUCCAAACUCAAAAGGAUGACGGAGAGGUUGACGUUGUAAUCGAUGUUCCUUCCGGUCGAGUUGUUGCCAGGGUGGCUGUCAAGCAAAACGAGCCAGUACACGCGGACUUCGUCAACGUAGUAAGCUACCAGCUCGUCAAAGACUUGCCCGUGGAGGUCCCUUCCCGAAACAUGACCAUCCAUGUCGACCUUGCCUUCUCAGGGGCUGUCUACGCGACAUUAGAUGCCAGUCAAUUUGGUCUCACGGUUGAACCAAGUCGAUAUGAGGACUUCAUCAAGCUGGGGCGCGAGAUCAAGUCCUCGAUUGGUCAGAGAGCCAACCAUGGUGUUUAUGACUUGUACGGUGUCAUUUUCUACAACGAAGAAGGGGACAUGAAAAACGAGAUGCAGGGGGUGAAGCAGCGAAGUGUGACCAUCUUUGCCGAUGGUCAACUUGACCGCAGCCCUUGUGGCUCUGGGACGGGUGCGAGGCUUUCCGUUCUUCUUGCCGAGGGCAGAUUGGCUCAUGGGCGCUCAAAGCUUUUGCACCAAUCAAUCAUUUCAACGUCAUUUCAGGGAGACAUCGUAUCAGAGGAACAGAGUCCAGUCGAGGGUUUUCCUGCUUGCAUUCCUCGGGUUCGGGGAAGUGCCAAUUUGGUCGGUCGCAUGAGCUUCUUCAUCGAUCCUUCCGAUCCCAUCUUUCCGGGAUUUCUUCUGAGAUAG